AGGUAGUCCGAGUCGUUGUUUUUCAUCUGUUUACAUCCUACAAGAUGCCGACGCAAACGACUUGGACGGGGAGCACGUAUACCGGCGAGAUCAAAGAUGGCUGGUAUGACGGACCCGGGAAAUACGAGUUCCCGAAUGGCACCAUUUACGAGGGCCAGUUCCGCAGGGGCGAGUUCCACGGCGAAGGCACGAUGAUCUACGUGCACGGGGCCAAGUACGUGGCGCAAUGGGAGCGAGGCGUGGCCAUUUCGGGACAGUAUCUAUUCUGUUUGUUUUCGACAACGAUGUUCUUGACAUUCGUUUUCGUUCCUUCAAUAAAUUCGUAAAUCAAAAACUCGAGAAUAAACAAAUGCAAUUAUGAUACAAGAAUUUUCCAAGGUAUCAGUUUGCCGACGGGCUCGAGUUCAAGGACGAGAACUGGGGUUACCUGUCCGCCCAGGACCGCCGGUUUUUCAGCGAAACGAACACGGGUUUGAAGCCCGCAGGGAAGACGCAGCUGACCGAUGGCGUGUCCGUCGCGGUGCCACCAGGCAUGUACGACACGGGCGAGGGUUUCUACUCCGCGAAGGAGGGUAUCUUGUACGAUUAUUUGACCAUGAAACGCGUCCGACGGGUAAAAGACCCCAACGAGUCGAACUGGAUCAAGCAGCACUGCCGGCGCGGGUUCGGCACGCACGGGUCGGUGGAAGACUUUGGACUACACGAAGAAAUCGACGAAGAGGAAAUGUCGCACCACAGCGAGGAAGAGGCCGCGGCCGCGACGCAGGUGCAGGCCAUGUACCGCGCAAAGCAGGCGCGGAAGGAGACCGCCGCGAAGAAGGCCGCGCGGGCACCGACGGCAGUUACGGUAGAACCGAAGAAGGAGGAGUCGGCACCGGCAAGUAGCAGUGAGGAGGAUUUAGUCGCCUGGACCGCAGGGCUCGGUGCGGACGCAGACGCCGCCGCAAUCAAAAUGCAAGCCAGGCAACGACAAAAGCAGGCGAAGAAGCAGGUAUAGGUGGAUGUUUCUCGUUGGCUGUGAUUGUUGCUUUUUUGUUUUCGGCGCGUUGUACCUUACAUGAAAAUGUCAGUUGAUCAUGGAACACUUGUUGGCACCAUCACCACCAGGUCGAGCAGCGCAGACGAGAGCUGGAGGAGGCACAGCGUGCUGCUGCCAACGAGGAAGAAGACCUCGACAAGUGGCUUGCCGAUCUGGGCGACGAUGCCAAUUCCGCCGCAUUGAAAAUGCAGGCGAAACAGAGACAAAAGUUGGCCAAAAAGCAGGUGCGGCUUGUUUUUGGAAUCAAUAUGAGAUGUUUGACUUUUAGGCAUUGAAAGCGAAUGUAGGGAUCUGUGAGAAGCAGACUCAUGGAUGAAUGCACAGCGAACUCAAACUCAAUGGUGAAGGCAAUGUCUAUCACAAGACAACAUGAUCGCGAUGGGUUGUCUGAUACACAACAUCGCGAUGAAUCAAUUGCGCCACUUUGCGAAUAAAUCUUGUCAGGUCGAAGCCCGAAGGAAGGAAUUAGAAGAGGCACAGAAACUGGCGAAGGAGCAGGCCGAGGAGACGAAGGAACUCGACGCUUGGCUCCAGGACCUCGGCGACGACGCAAGUGUCGCGGCAUUGAAAAUGCAAGCAAAGCAAAGACAAAAAAUGGCCAAGAAACAGGUUUCGAUUUCUUAGUCAAGAAUGUGAAAGAAUGAUACAACUACCUACAACAUCUACAUGGUUGGUGUGAACAUCCUCCCUCGUUCUACUUGUAACUUAAUCCGUUCGUGGCUGAAAAUUUUUACAUCCAGAUGCGUGAUGCUUCAACUCUCAGGUCGAAGCCCGCAGAAAAGAGUUGGAAGCAGCACAGCAGGCAGAGCAGGAAGAGGGCGAGGACUUGGAUAAAUGGCUCGGUGAGCUGGGCGAUGAUGCAAACUCUGCUGCUUUGAAAAUGCAGGCCAAGCAGAGACAAAAAAUGGCGAAAAAACAGGUAGAGCAGUUUCGGGUUCGAUAGUGCAAAUUAGUUACAGAUACAGACCUGUGUGGUGUAUUCCUUUAUUCAUCUACCGUAGAUGAAAGGAUAAGCAGAUCACUCUGGCCGCCUGCAGAACCAGAGUACUACACUCUCACAAGUCAGCUUACCGUGGCUACUACGCCGUAUCAAAAUUCCCAUUGCGAAACUGACAUGGUCAGGUCGAAGCUCGGCGCCGCGAACUCGAGUUGGCGCAGAAAGAGACGGAGGCGAAUGAAUUGGACCAGUGGCUCGACGAGCUCGGGGACGACGCCAACGCCGCCGCCCUGAAGAUGCAGGCUAUGCAUUGCAAAAGUAUCGUACUAGUAAAAAUUGCAUCACAAAUUUUUGCAAGAAGAAAAAUGCAAUUUGUAAUGCUAUUUUACCUAAAGAGGGAUAUUUGUCAUGCACCAUAGCAAUUACUACGAGUGGGAUACUUUUGCACAGGAUACAGGCCAAACAGCGACAAAAGCUGGCCAAAAAGCAGGUGGACGCCCGGCGGCGGGAGCUCGAGGAGGCCCAGAAAAUCGCGCAGGAAGAUAUGACCUGCUCAAACGUUUUUACAAUCUCAAACGUUGAAAUAGAAUUUGGGUUUUGUAUUGCAUGAUGAGCAUGACAGACUCGGACAGCAUUCCACUUUCUGCAAUACAAAUUUCGCCAGAUUGUAGUGCGGAUUGGGACCACUCCACAACUUGUCAUGCGCAAUCCUAUGAGAGUUGGCUAGAUAUUAAUGCACUUCUUGCAACACAAAUUCCAGGUUCUAUUGUAACGUUUGAGAUUGUAACACCUGAGCAGUUUAUAGAAGAAGCCGCCGAACUCGACACGUGGCUGGCGGAUCUCGGAGACGACGCCAACGGAGCGGCCUUGAAGAUGCAAGCGAAACAGAGACAAAAAAUGGCCAAGAAGCAGGUACUGAUAGAAGAAACGAUGCAGCUCUCACCGUUAUACUGCAUUCGUUCUGAAAGUAAGUAAUAGAUCAUACGUAAAGCGCCUGCUCGACGACAAGGUUCUGUGUGGAGUUGUAGAAUAACAAAGAACGUGCAUUUACAACAUGUUGACCACAACUACAUAAAUUGAUUCUCAGGUCGAGGCUAGAAGACGAGAGCUGGAAGAGGCACAGCGACAGGCCCAGGAGGCCAAGAGCGAGGAAAGCGACCUGGAUAAGUGGCUCAACGAAUUGGGCGACGACGCAAACUCGGCUGCCAUGAAAAUGCAGGCCAAGCAGAGACAAAAAAUGGCGAAGAAGCAGGUGAGUACCGUCUUACGUGCGAUCUCUCCUUAUGAUGUUGAUCUAGUUGUGUCUUUUUAGAAAAAUUCUCUGUACCUCAACGCCUCGCAAUCACGACAGGUCGAGGCUAAACGGCGCGAAUUAGAGGAAUCGAAGCGACAGGCGGAGGAGGAAAACGCGGAGCUCGACAAGUGGCUGACCGAUUUGGGCGACGACGCCAAUGGGGCCGCAUUGAAAAUGCAGGCCAAGCAGCGCCAAAAAAUCGCCAAGAAGGAGGUGGAACAGAAACGGAAGGAACUCGAGGAAGCGCGAGCCAAGGAGGCUGCGGAAAAGGAGGCCGCCGAGAUCGCCGCCUGGGCGGAAGAGCUCGGAGACGAGGGAAACGCCGCUGCCGCGCGCAUGCAGGCGAAGCAGAGACAGAAGGUACUUUUGGGGAUUGCGUGAAUAUGGUUGCCUCAAUAAAAGUACGAUUUUGAAUUUUUUUUUUGCGCAAGUCCUGGCUGCUGUGCUGGAAGUUUACUAGUACUGACGUCGCAAAAAUGCGCCGUUCGAGAAAGGAACCUUUUAUUCGCCGGGAACGAAAAAGUUUACGCAAUUCCAACUAAAAUGAAACGCACGACAGGCUGCGCAGAAGGAGGUUGCGGCGAAGCGAGCGCAAAAGAAAGCAGCGGAGGAAGCAGCGGCCGCUGCCGGAGCCACGGAAGCCGCCCCAGCCGCCGAAGAACCCGCUGCGGACGCUGCACCGGCGGCGACGGAGUAAACAAGGAAGGUGCAACAUGUGAAACGACGCUUACGACGGAAAACUUUUGCUUUUCCUUUUUGUUUCUGUCCAUUCUUCCUGUCUUUCUGUACCGCUUUGAUCAUCAAAUUCCGGCGAAGAAUAGUUUGUCGUACUCACUUUGAUUUAUGAAACCUUGUUUACCUUUUGCUUUUUCACUCCGCAAGCCAGGCUAACGGGAUAGGCGUAGGGAGUUGAAAAAGACCAUCUUCUGCACCAGUGGUGGAUGGAAGGUGACGCGUAAACUACUUAUACAACAAAACCUUUGCCAAAGUAACCUCAUUUACCGUUUUAUCGCAUCGUGUAAAAAUUUUCUAUCUAGCAAUAUUGUUUUUGUGAUUGUCAACUGAAACAGUAACCUGUAUUUCUAGACGAGUUAUCAGAAGAUUGCAAGAUUAACUACGACGAGCAAAACUCAGUACCAUAUUGUAAUAUUCUAGCUGACAUGAAAGCAAAAGCUGAUUUUAGAAUCCUAUUUUCACAGCGACAGAGAGAGAUAGAAUCAUGAUCGUAACCUAAAUCAGUGUCCAAAAGCAACUCGAACUGUACAAAAAGGCUUGGAAAGUGCACGCAUAGAUACAAUAAGACCACAGUUAUUUCCUCGGUUUUGCAUCGAUGAAGUAGUGUUAUUCCAAACAGCACGCUUCAAUUGCAACAAGAGAUAUGAGUCUGUUGUGGUUCAGUGUACUCGUAGACGCACCGUCCGUCUCCAUCGUGUCGAGUUUUCUUCUGUACUAGUACUAGCUGACAGUGACAGCAUUGCUUCCCAUAGAAUUCGAACUGAAAACCAUCAUCCGAAUCUAGUACGCAGUAUCAAUCUUACGGCGGGCCGAGCACGUCUUUGCAGUACUAGUUGCUGCCACAUACUACAUUGUCGGUUCUGGUGCCCUCUGUAACACAUGCUCAGAAGAACGAGAGCUGUAGUCGUCGUAGUAGCCUCAAAACUCAUCGUCGUAGCUCCAAAGAGUAAAGAAGCUGU
This is a messenger RNA of Amoebophrya sp. A120, 4964 nucleotides long. Lineage: Eukaryota; Dinophyceae; Syndiniales; Amoebophryaceae. The record is from the annotation of a GenBank genome assembly.